UGAUGAGUUCUUAUGCAUACUUGUUUAAAUUUAUUAUUAUCGGAGAUUCAAGUAAUUAUUAAUCAUAAAGAUUUUAGGUGUUGGAAAAUCAUGCUUACUUUUAUAAUUUUUGGAUAGAAAGUUUAAAUUAGAUCAUGAUACAACAAUAGGUGUUGAGUUUGGAAGUAAGACUUUGAAUAUUAGAUAAAAGAACAUAAAGCUUUAAAUUUGGGAUACUGUAUAAACUAAUUUAAUUAUCUUAGGCUGGACAAGAAAGUUUUAAAUCAAUUACAAGAUCAUAUUAUAGAGGAUCAAUCUGUGCAUUAAUUGUUUAUGAUGUGACAAGCAGAGAUAGUUUUGAGAAUAUUAGUAGAUGGAUGGAAGAAACAAAAAGCUAUGCAAAUGAUAAAAUUACAUUAGUAUUAGUUGGUAAUAAGACAGAUUUAUCAGACAAGUAAAAAUUAUAUGGAAAAUCUAUUAGGAGAGUUAUUUCGACUGAAGAAGGAUAAACAUUUGCUAAGAAGCAUGAUAUAAUUUUUGUUGAGACCUCUGCAAAAACAGGUUUUCAAGUUGAUAAAGUAAUUUCUAUUAUAAAAUGUAAUAGAUAUUCUAAGAAGCUGCUGAAGCUGUAUUAAAAAAAAUAGAAUAGAGAGAUAUUGAUGCAACAAAUGAAGUAUAAAUUGUUUAAAUUAUAAGUCUAUUGGUGUGAGGAUUGGAUCAUAAAUGACUGAAGAAAUGGUAGAAAAAUAAAAAGAGUAAAAAUAACCAAAAUGCUGCUGA
Paramecium pentaurelia is the source of this 759-nucleotide messenger RNA. Lineage: Eukaryota; Ciliophora; Oligohymenophorea; Peniculida; Parameciidae. The record is from the annotation of a GenBank genome assembly.